UUUAUAUAAUAAAUUGAUUUUCACUACACACUUGGCAAUUAUUCUGUUUUUUAUAUAAUCGGAAAUAAGUAAUAAUUUUCAUUAUUAAUUUAUGAUGAUUAAAGAUGUCAUUGGUAAAUCCAGAUUUAUUAAAAGAACGUUCGGGUGUAUCAUUUCCCAAUGAAGAAUUAACUCUCUUCAUUUUCGGCGGUCCGGAAGAGACGAAAAAAAAAAGAUGGCUAAUUUCAUUAUUGGAUGUGAAUAAAAAUCCAGUACUCAAAAAUGAAGAUAAACAUUUUAUUCCACGUGAUAAAUAUUAUAUUAGAUCUUUAGAAAAAAUGAAAAAAUUAUUUCAAAUUAAGAAACAACAUGAUAUUGAUGGGGAAGAUUGGAAUUUUCUUUUGCUAUCAACUGGUGAACCCAUGCUUCCUAUUUUGCAUGAUGUUUUAUUUAUUCCAACUCUUGAAGGUCAAAUGUCUCAUGAACAAUUGGAGAAAUGGAUACCUUUGGCUAAGGAUUACGCGAUUUUUGGAUGUUAUGCACAGACCGAAUUGGGACAUGGAUCCAACGUUAGAAGGUUAGAAACGACUGCAACUUAUAUCCAUGAAACUGAUGAAUUUGAAAUUCAUUCUCCAACAUUGACGUCAACUAAAUGGUGGCCUGGUGGUCUUGCAAGAACUAGUACACAUGCAGUUAUAUUUGCUCGUUUAAUAAUUGAUGGUAAAGAUUAUGGAGUUCAUUCAUUCGUUGUACAAUUGCGUGGAGAGAAUCAUAAGCCUUUGCCAGGAAUCGAUGUUGGUGAUAUUGGUCCAAAAUUUGGUUUUAAUAACAUCGAUAAUGGAUUUCUUCGAUUUACUCAUGUGAGAAUUCCACGCGAUCAAAUGUGUAUGAAAUUUUCUAAAGUAUCAAGAGAUGGAAAAUAUUCGACCCCUUCACAUGCAAAAGUAGUUUAUGGAACUUUAGUAACUGCUAGAAUAUAUUUGGUUGAACGAUCAUCCUUUGCUUUGGCAAAAGCUUUAUGUAUCGCCAUACGUUAUUCUCUCGUAAGAAAACAAGGAAAUGAUACAACAAAUAACCAUAAUGAAUCAAUAGUUUUGGAUUAUCAAUUCCUACAAUAUCGUCUAUUUAACAGCCUAUCUAUUGUUUAUACUUUACUUUUUGUUGGUAAAUGGAUGAAAGAUUUAAAUGAAAUUAAUGAGAAGAAAAUUAGUGAAGGUGAUGUUAGCUUAAUGGCAGAUAUUCAUUCUAUUUCCUCGGGAUUAAAAGCACUUUGCACUGAUUUGGUUAUGGAAUCCUUGAAUGACAUAAUCCUCGCUUGUGGUGGUCAUGGAUAUUUACGUUCUAGUGGCAUUCCAUCCAUUGUAGAUGAUUAUGCUCAAAGUCCUAUAGUCGAAGGUGACAACACUAUUCUUCAACUUCAAACAGGGCGUUAUCUAAUUAAAGCAUUUGAAAAUGCCAAAAACGGUAGGCCGACUCCUGCAACUCUCUUUUAUCUUAAAGAUUAUUCAAGGAUACUUUCAGAACGUAGUAGUGCAACUACAUGGGAAGAAUUAACUGAUCCCAAUGAACAAAUUAAAGCUCUCACCCAUUAUCACACACGAAUUCUCGCAAAACUUAUUUCAAAUCUUGAAGAAUCUUCAAAAAAUCAUCCACAAGGGUAUGAAGGAGCAAAAUCAGAUUAUAUGAUUGAUAUAAUUAACGUAUCAAGAGCGUAUUGUUACACAAUUACAAUAACAUCAGCGAAUGAAGGUCUUGAAUCGAUUAAAACAACUUAUUCAAAUAUUUAUCCUAUAUUAAGAGUUUUGAUUAAUUUAUUUUUUUCUAAUUAUAUUAUAAAAUAUUCAGGAGAAUUUUUAUUAGAUAAUUAUUUUAAUUCUAAUCAUAUUAAAAUUUUUGAAUUAGGUAUCAAAAAUUGUUUAAAAACAAUCAGACCUGAUGCUAUAGGUUUAGUUGAUUCAUGGGAAUUUAGUGAUAAUAUGUUAAAUAGCGCUUUAGGUAGAUAUGAUGGUAAUGUUUAUGAAGCUUUAUAUAAUUGGGCAAAAUUAGAUCCUUCAAAUUUGGCUCAAGAAAAAGGUGAAUAUAUAGGAUACAAUGAAGUUUUAAAAGACAUUUAUAGUAAAGAAUAUUUGAAAGGAAUUAAUAGAUCAAAAUUGUGAAAAAAAAAAAAUAGAUUGAGAAUAAUUAUGGAAAAGAUAUUUUUAGAAUUGAUUAAUUUAUUAUCAUAAAUAAAUAAUUACAAGCAUAUUAUACGAAUAUAUAGUCGACUCUUUUUUUUUUAAAAAAAAUUUUUUUUGUCGCGACUGUCACGUGCAAAAGAGAUCUA
This is a messenger RNA of Rhizophagus irregularis DAOM 181602=DAOM 197198, 2302 nucleotides long. RefSeq lists its product as uncharacterized. Gene Ontology annotation, cellular component: peroxisome. Lineage: Eukaryota; Fungi; Glomeromycota; Glomeromycetes; Glomerales; Glomeraceae. The record is from RefSeq and is a predicted model, not a curated record. Gene Ontology annotation, molecular function: fatty acid binding; FAD binding; acyl-CoA oxidase activity. Gene Ontology annotation, biological process: lipid homeostasis; fatty acid beta-oxidation using acyl-CoA oxidase.